AUGUCGGAAAUUUCCUCUCCCCUUGAACACUCAAAUUCAAUAGUUUCUUCUGAAGAAUAUUCCUCAAACAUUUCUGAUGCAAUUUCACCAGAGCCAGAACCAGAAUUUCACUUUAAGUAUCAUUUUACAUCCAAAAUCGACGGUUAUUAUUCUACUAAUGUCCAGGAUUUAUUAGAGAAAUG
Dentiscutata erythropus is the source of this 182-nucleotide messenger RNA. Lineage: Eukaryota; Fungi; Glomeromycota; Glomeromycetes; Diversisporales; Gigasporaceae. The record is from the annotation of a GenBank genome assembly.